CCAGGACGGCCAACUCGGGAUCCAGAGCAGCCAGCCCAGAGCCCAGAGGGGCCAGAAUCUCAGAAUUCAGAGCGGCCGACCCAGAAUCCGGAGCGUUCAGCCCAGAGGGCAGAGUGGGCUCCUCCGGGCUUUGACACCCCGUCUGGCGACCUUCCCCGUUGGGAAAUGGGGAUCCCAGGGAACUGGCAACAGAUUGGAAGCAGCUCACUGAGAGGCGCAGAGGAGGCCAAGGGCGGCCUGGCCGGACUGGUCACCCCACCGCUGGACGAGCAGGACGUGGACUCCGGCGUGGGCUUCUCCCGGGAAAGGCCCGGGAACUCUGGAGCCACGGACCAUCUUCCCGAGAAGCUACUUCUAUCCGGAGAAAGUGGAGGAGAGGCCGGGCCGGGAGAGCUCCGAAAGCCAACUCCGGAUGACAUCAGCACCGGCAGAGAAGAGUCCGGGACACCGGGGAGAAGGAAGAGACACGGGGCGGCCCAGCCCGGCGUCCGGAGGAGCAGCCCCCGAGGAGCUUCGGGGGACCCGGGCCCCGGCAGAGCGGAGUUCGUUGUCGGCCGUCGGAAGGAGGAGAGGAGAGCUGGGAAGAAGCGGAGUGCGGCCCCCAAGAGAGCGGAGGCGGCGGCGAAGGCGGGGGUCCAGAAGGGAGAGGGGGCAGCCAGAGGGCCCGAGACCCCUGAUGCCCCAAGUCGGGGCGACGUGGACGACCCCCAACUCCACCAUCCCCCUGCCCACGAGCCCCAGGGGCCCGCGGUGGCGAGGCCGAGCCCGGGGCCCGAAGAAGGCCCACGCGGCAGCACGGCAGAGGCGCUCCCCGGGGACCGGCGGCAGCAGGACAAGACUUCUCGGGACAGGAUCCGAGCAGAAAAAGCGGAGAAGAGGCGGCUGGAGGUGGAGAGGAAACGAAGGGAGCAGGAGGAACGGAAGCGGCAGCAGCAGGAGCAGCUGGAACGGAUGGAGCGGAUAAAAGAGGAAUUUGAGCGCGAGCAACAGAGGAGAGCUGAGGACAACCGCUUCCAGAGGCAGAGGCUGGAGGAGGAGCAGCGGCGACAGGAGGCUGAAGCGGCCCAGAGGGAGCAGCAGGAGCGGGCAGCCCGGGAGCGGGCACUGCGCCAGCACCAACAAUUCCUCCUGAAGCUGAAGGAAGCGCAGAGGAAGCGGCAGCAGGAGGAGGAGACCAGGGCAGAGGCCGAGCGGCGGAGGCAAGCGGAGUGGGCCGCUCUCCUGGCCGAGGAGCAGCUCCGGCUGAGGGAGAUGGCCCAGGAGGAGCGGCUGGAAUACGAGAAGAGGAAACGGGAGGAGGGGGAGAAGGCCCGGCUGGAGGCCCAGGAGAGGAGGAGGAAGGAAGAGGAGGAGGCCAGGCGGGCUCUGGAGGAAGCCGAGGUGGAAGCCCAGCAGCUGGCCCGGCGGAGGGAGGCUCUGGAGAAGCACACGCGCUUCCAGCGGGAUUUGGUGACGGAGGCCCGGGGCCUGGAGCGGGCCCAGGACAUCUCCCGGCCCUGGGUUUACUCCUACUUCCAGCUCCUGCAGAUGCUCAGCCUGGAGGAGGCAGCGGAAAAGCGCUAA
Tachyglossus aculeatus (Australian echidna) is the source of this 1563-nucleotide messenger RNA. Its product is annotated as KIAA2012 ortholog. The record is from RefSeq and is a predicted model, not a curated record. Lineage: Eukaryota; Metazoa; Chordata; Mammalia; Monotremata; Tachyglossidae. The transcript is spliced from 9 exons. The coding region runs from base 166 to 1563 and encodes 465 amino acids.